CAGUAGUGAGUUGAAGUGGAGGAGAGAGGAGAGGAGAUAAAAAGAGGGUGCUGCAGUCUACACUGACAGCAGAUCAGGAUCAGGUAGGAGGAUGAGUAGGACUCUGCUGUGUCUGGUGGCCUCUCUGGCCUUUGCUUCUCUCACUUCUCUGGCCGAUGGAGCUCCAUUGCAGGUGAUGUCUGCCCCCAACUUGUUGCGGGUAGGAACGGCAGAAAAAAUCUUUGUGGAGUGUCAAGACUGCACAGGAGGAGACAUUCGUGUCGAAAUCAUUGUGAUGAACCAUCCGACUAAAACCACAAGACUGGCAAACACAGUUGUGACCCUCACUAGUGCAGAAGGUUUCCAGGCACUUGGAGAAAUAACCAUCCCUGUUGGUGUCUUCAGUAAGGAUCCCAACAUUAAACAGUAUGUGUACCUGCAAGCACAGUUUCCUGGCCGACUGCUGGAGAAAGUCGUCUUAGUGUCCUUCCAAUCUGGAUACAUCUUCAUCCAGACUGACAAGACCCUCUAUACACCCAACAGCAAAAUUCUUUACAGGAUGUUUGCAGUGACACCCCUUAUGGAGCCUGUAGAAAGGGAACAUGGAACCCAAAAUGAGGCCUCUAUUGCCAUUGAGAUUGCGACUCCGGAAGGCAUAAUUUUACCACUUGAUCCAGUCUCUUUAAAAUCAGGAAUCCAUUCUGGAAAUUACCAACUUCCUGACCCUGCCAGUCCCGGAGUGUGGAAGGUGGUGGCGAAGUUCCACAGUAACCCACAGCAGAGCUACUCUGCACAGUUUGAGGUCAAAGAAUAUGUGCUGCCCAGUUUUGAGGUGAAACUGAUACCUGUGACCCCCUUUUUCUAUGUGGACAGUAAAGAGCUCUCUAUCAACAUCAAAGCUGAAUAUCUAUUUGGUAAAGAGGUGGAUGGGAUGGCCUUCGUUGUAUUUGGGGUUCUGAAAGACAGUCAGAAAAAGAGCUUUCCAAGUUCUCUUCAGAGAGUGCUGAUCAAUAGAGGUACUGGGAUCGUCACUCUGAAGAGAGAGCACAUCACGCAAACCUUUCCACACAUCCUUGAACUAGUGGGGGGUUCCAUAUUUGUAGCUGUCAGUGUGCUGACGGAGAGCGGUAGUGAAAUGGUUGAGGCAGAGUUGAGAAAUAUCCAGAUUGUCACAUCACCGUACACCAUCCACUUCAAGAGAACACCCAAAUACUACAAACCAGCAAUGACGUUUGAUGUUGCGGUUGAAGUUGUAAAUCCCGAUGACUCUCCUGCACAAGGUGUUGCAGUAGUGGUUGAUCCAGGCCAGGUGCAAGGCUUAACUGCAGCCAAUGGCUUGGCAAGGCUUACCAUCAAUACACAGGCUGGGACUAGCAGACUGACAGUCACCGCAAAGACCGAUGAUCCUCGUAUUACACGUGAAAGGCAAGCAACAGCCACCAUGGAAGCUCUCCCAUAUAAGACCAAAAACAACAACUACAUUCACAUAGGUGUGGAUACAGCCGAGCUGAAAUUAGGAGACAACCUGAAAAUUAACCUUAACCUCAGGCAGCAAAAUCAAAACAGUGAUAUCACAUACCUGAUAAUGAGCAAAGGUCAGCUGGUGAAAAGUGAACGUUACAAGACAAGAGGGCAAAUACUGAUUUCCCUGAUAGUUCCCAUAACCAAAGAAAUGCUGCCAUCGUUCCGCAUCAUAGCCUACUUCCAUACAGAUGAUAACGAAGUGGUAGCGGACUCUGUUUGGGUGGAUGUCAAGGACUCCUGCAUGGGCUCGUUGAAGUUGGAAUCCUUGAGGCCCGCUCCAUCCUAUGAACCUCGCAGGAUGUUUGGUCUGAAGGUCACUGGAGAUCCAGAAGCCAUCGUGGGUAUGGUGGCAGUUGACAAAGGCGUCUAUGUCCUAAACAACAAGCACCGCCUCACCCAGAAGAAGGUGUGGGACAUUGUCGAAAAGUACGACACAGGCUGCACACCAGGUGGAGGGAAGGACAGCAUGAGUGUGUUCUAUGAUGCUGGGCUGUUGUUUGAGUCCAGCACUGUUUCUGGGACUCCCUACAGACAAGAAUUGAAAUGUCCAGCCCCCAGCAGGAGGAAACGUGCAACAACCAUAUUGGACGUCAUCACCACCUUAACGAGUCAAUAUAAUGACCCACUACAACGUGAGUGUUGUAAGGAUGGCAUGGUGGACCUCCCUCUUUCAUACUCCUGCGAAGUGCGAAGUGAAUACAUUGAAGAUGGAGCCACCUGUGUUGAGGCCUUCUUGCACUGUUGCAAAGAGAUGGAAAACCAGCGGGCUGAAAAUAAGGAGGAACACCUUACACUGGCUCGCAGUGAAGAGGAUGACAAAAGUUAUAUGGACAGCAAUGAAAUUGUGACUCGCACCAAGUUCCCUGAAAGUUGGCUGUGGAUGGAUAUCGACCUGCCUGCCUGCCCUCAACAAAUACCAAACUGUCAAACUACAUCAUCUGUAAAAAGUGUUCCUUUGCAAGAUUCAAUCACAACCUGGCAGUUCACUGGCAUUAGUUUGUCAAGAACUCACGGAAUCUGUGUUGGUGAGUCCUUGGAGGUCAUUGUCCGGAAGGAGUUCUUCAUUGAUCUCAGACUGCCGUACUCUGCUGUCCGAGGAGAGCAGCUGGAAGUUAAAGCAAUCCUCCACAACUACAGCCCUGAUAAAAUCACUGUGCGUGUGGAUCUGACUGAGGCAGAGCAUGUGUGCAGUGUAGCCUCUAAACAUGGAAGGUAUCGUCAGGAAGUCAAGAUGGGGGGCCUAACUACACUAUCUGUACCCUUUAUCAUUAUUCCGAUGAAGGAUGGACAAUAUCCCAUUGAGGUCAAAGCAGCUGUUAAAGACUCAUCACUCAGCGAUGGAAUUAUGAAGAUGCUGCGGGUGGUGCCUGAAGGUGUACUGAUUAAAGCUCCUCAGACUAUAACUCUAGAUCCAACUAAGAAAGGUGUAGAUGGUGUACAAAAAGAAACUCUCAACAGUGGAAUUCCUAAGAAAGAUGUGGUCCCAAACACACCUUCCAGCACAAGAAUCUCUGUAACAGGGAGAGAACAAGUAGCUGGGCUGGUAGAGAACGCCAUUAGUGGGAACUCUAUGGGUACUCUGAUCUAUCAGCCCUCAGGCUGUGGAGAGCAGACCAUGAUCCACACGACCCUGCCCGUCAUUGCAACUACAUAUUUGGACAAAACCAACCAGUGGGAAACUGUUGGCUUUCAGAAACGUAACGAAGCCCUCCAACACAUCAAGACCGGCUACACAAGAAUGUUUACCUUCCGUAAAGGUGAUGGGUCUUUUGCUGCGUAUCCCACGCACCAAAGUAGCAGCUGGCUGACAGCCUAUGUUGCCAAGGUAUUUGCCAUGGCCAGCAGUUUGGUGGCAGUGCAGUCCAACACCAUCUGUGACGCUGUUAAGUUUCUGAUUCUUAAAGCACAGCAGCCUGACGGUGUUUUUAAAGAGGUUGGAAAGGUGUACCACGGAGAAAUGAUUGGUGACGUGCGGGGCACAGAUUCAGAUGCCUCCAUGACGGCCUUCUGUCUCAUUGCCAUGCAGGAGUCACGCACACUAUGUGCUGCCACUGUUAACAGUUUACCAAACAGCAUAGACAAAGCAGUGGCCUACCUGGAGAGGCGUCUGCCCAGCCUCACCAACCCAUACGCUGUUGCCGUGACAUCAUACGCUCUGGCCAAUGAAAACAAACUGAACCGGGAGAUCCUUUACAGAUUCGCUUCCCCAGCGUUGUCCCACUGGCCAGUACCUAAAGGACGUGUUUACACACUGGAGGCCACAGCUUAUGCUCUUCUUGCUCUGGUCAGAACCAAGGCCUAUGAAGAUGCCAGACCCAUUGUCAGAUGGUUCACCCAACAGCAGAAGGUGGGCGGAGGCUAUGGAUCAACUCAGGCUACCAUAAUGGUGUACCAAGCUGUAGCAGAGUACUGGGCCAAUGCUAAAGAACCAGAGUAUGAUCUAAAUGUGGACAUACAGUUGCCAGGCAGGUCAAGGCCGGACAAGUAUCAUUUCAACAGAGAGAACAGCUACGGCACGAGAACAUCUAAAAUCAAAGAUAUAAACCAGGAUGUGGACGUGAUUGCCAGGGGCACAGGAGAAGCAACGGUGACAAUGGUAUCGCUGUAUUACGCUCUGCCUAAAGAAAAGGAAAGUGACUGUCAGAAUUUUAACUUGUCAGUGCAGCUCAUCCCAGAUAAAAUGGAUGAGAAUGAGAAGAUAUAUAAGCUGAAAAUCGAGGUUUUGUAUAAGAACAAGGAGCAUGAUGCAACCAUGUCAAUCUUGGAUAUUGGCUUAUUAACCGGUUUCACUGCUGAUACAAAGGACCUGGACAGAUUGGCCAAAGGACGUGCCCGCACCAUUUCAAAAUAUGAGAUGGACACAGCCUUGUCAGAAAGAGGCUCACUCAUCAUCUACCUGGACAAGGUUUCUCACAGACGACCAGAAGAGAUCACAUUUAGGGUCCGCCAGACGAUGAAAGUGGGCGUCUUACAACCAGCUGCUGUGUCUGUCUAUGAAUACUAUGAACAAACACCUUGUGUAAAAUUCUACCAUCCAGAGAGGAGAAGUGGAGAGCUAAUGCGGCUCUGUAGAAAUGAUGAGUGCACAUGUGCUGAAGAGAACUGCAGUAUGCAGAAGAAGGGCAACAUCGACAAUCGUCUGCGCACAGAGAAGUCAUGUGAGACGACUCCGACCAGCAAAAUAGAUUUUGUGUACAAAGUGGGUCUGGAAAACUUUGAAGACGGAUUGUCCACCGACAUCUACACAAUGCGGGUACUGGAAGUUAUCAAAGAAGGAAGUUAUGAUGUGGGUCCUCAGGGCAAACUGCGCACAUUCCUCAGUUAUCCACACUGCAGGGAAUCUUUAGAUCUGGUAAAAGGCAAACACUACCUUAUCAUGGGGACAUCCAAAGAUAUUCACAGAGAUGACGAAAAUAAUUCGUUUCAGUAUGUACUCGGUGAGAGAACCUGGAUCGAGUACUGGCCCACAAAUGCAGAGUGUCAAAUUGAGGAACACAGACACACCUGUGUGGGCCUGGAGGAGAUGCAACAGCAGUAUGCACUCUUUGGAUGUGGACAGUAGACAAACUUGUGAAAGUAAAAUGUAGUUCUAAAAUUGUUUUUAUUUUGCAUAAUUCUAAUUAUGUAAAA
Molecule: messenger RNA, 5133 nt
Organism: Larimichthys crocea (large yellow croaker)
Lineage: Eukaryota; Metazoa; Chordata; Actinopteri; Sciaenidae
Product: complement C3
Exons: 43
Coding region: 92-5065 (1657 amino acids)
Cellular component (GO): extracellular region
Molecular function (GO): protein binding; endopeptidase inhibitor activity
Source: RefSeq, a predicted model, not a curated record